AUGGCCGAACUUGCACUCGCCAUCGCCGGAAUAGCGCUGACAUGGAAAAACAUACUCGAUUUUGGGAAAGUCAUAAUGGAUCUCCUGGCGGACGAUGAUUGGGAACGACGAGGACUUUGUGGCACGUUCCACAAAUUUGAACUGCAGAGGAAAGAAUUUAUUCUCCAGGUUAUCUUCCGUCUGCAUGAUUCCCGGGUGAGGGCAUUCAAGAUCCUCAGGGAAAGGUAUGCGCUAUCGGGUGUCGACGAUGAGGAGUACCAAGGGCCUGAUCUGUCCCGAAAGGCGAAAGGGUUUGCGAGAAUGAUUGACAAGGCGAAGUCGGUCUCGAGGAAGACCAAGGACAAGGGGAUGUGGCUCAGCCACGAUCAGCGCGCCGUCAAAGAGCUGAUCGACGACGCUGAUGAACAAUAUCGUCACCUGAAGGAGUUGACUUUUGAAUCCAUUCCCUUUAUUCUGAAUGUUAUUGGCUCGCAGGGAAAGAACCAUGAUGUUCAAGAGAACCUUGCUGUCCUCCAGACCAGGGCGAAGCAAGAAAACCAGAAGGAACUGGCUCAUUUACGCAAGACCUCGAGCCCUCGUGGUGGAGAGGAGAGCUCUGAAAGCGAUAGAGCAACUGCAGUCGGCUAUGCCACCCAGAGUAUAGCCUCGUGCAACCAGGCAGAACGGGUACGAGAGCUGGUCAACGAGGGCUAUGCGCUGUUCGUCGACACGAGAAUCAUAGAAGGAGUACACGAUUGGUGGCUGGAUGAAGGGUCAGGCUCCUUGGUACUUGAGACCCCGUACUCGGUAGGAGACAAUACUUCUGCUGUGGCCUGCGCCGCGGUAUAUUAUCUGGCGUCUUGUCACAAAAUCAUCUACGUGUUGGACCUUGACGACAAAAAGCCGUCCUCUGUUCAGCUUGCAGAAAUGGUAGGCACUGUAACCAUGAUGCUCACAUACCUCGCCGGGGAGUCAAUCGAUGCUCGUGACCUGCCCUUGCUGGAUGGGAUCACUGGCUCCAUGACUGCGGACCAUGGAGAUCUCCAAUUGGCCGUCGGUGCAUUUGAGAAACUGAUCGGUCAGUUUCUUGCUGGUACUGAUCAGCGCUUCUUGAUCAUUAUCGAUGGACUAGACGAUUUGGUCGACCGAAAUACAGACGAGCCAGUUUUGGCCGCCAUUCGGUCGCUGUUGCAGAGCCUGGCGAGAAUAUGUGGUAGAAGGGCCGCGAAACAACCUGUAGUUAAAAUACUCUUAGGGUGUAAAGGUGCUGCGACAGUGAUAUCUGAAUAUGUUUCCGACACGGAAAUCUUGACCGUGAUGGAUAGACCUCAGAGGAAGGAAAACGUCAUGGAAGGCCUUGCGGAGAGGUGGUGA
Messenger RNA from Exophiala aquamarina CBS 119918, 1353 nucleotides. RefSeq lists its product as uncharacterized. The transcript is spliced from 2 exons. The record is from RefSeq and is a predicted model, not a curated record. The coding region runs from base 1 to 1353 and encodes 450 amino acids. NCBI's taxonomy places the organism in Eukaryota, Fungi, Ascomycota, Eurotiomycetes, Chaetothyriales, Herpotrichiellaceae.